Molecule: messenger RNA, 351 nt
Organism: Glycine soja
Lineage: Eukaryota; Viridiplantae; Streptophyta; Magnoliopsida; Fabales; Fabaceae
Product: pentatricopeptide repeat-containing protein At1g62590-like
Exons: 1
Coding region: 1-351 (116 amino acids)
Source: RefSeq, a predicted model, not a curated record
AUGCGUCAUACCCCUCCCAUCAUCCAAUUCGGCCAGAUUUUAGGAUCCAUCAUGAAGAUGAAGCACUACCCCACUGUUGUUUUCCUCUCUCACUGGUUAGAACUCAAGAAAAUUCAGUCUGGCCUUUUUACUUUGAACAUCCUACUGUUUCUGCCAUUUGGGUCAAAUCAACUUGGCUUUCUCUGUGUUAUCCAAGAUCCUCAAAUUGGGUUAUCAGCACCAUACCAUAACCUUUUGACAACACUCAUCAAAGGUCUCUGUCCCAAGGGUCAGGUCAAGAAGGCACUGCACUUUCAUGACAAGGUAUUGGCACAAGGAUUUCAGCUCAACCAAGUUAUUACAGGACUUUGA